Molecule: messenger RNA, 564 nt
Organism: Colletotrichum karsti
Lineage: Eukaryota; Fungi; Ascomycota; Sordariomycetes; Glomerellales; Glomerellaceae
Exons: 1
Coding region: 1-564 (187 amino acids)
Source: RefSeq, a predicted model, not a curated record
AUGGCCUCCCCAAACCCCCCCAACGACCUCCGCCGCCCCCAGCGCUUCAUCACAGACCACGCCUCCGACGGCAAGGCCAUCUUCAACACCACCCUCCCCGAACAGAUCCCGCAACAGACCGUCGGCGGCGACGCCAAGUUCUACCUAGGCUACACGACCGAGCAGACGCCCGUGUCGCUGACCUCCAACGCCGACGUAACGGCCUACGCGGAGCGCCUCGCGAACCCGCCCGGCAUCGUGAUCCCCGGCGGCAGCGUGAUGCGCAUCGUCGACAUGCCCCCGGCCUCGCUGUCGCCGAUGCACCGCACGGUGAGCCUCGACUACGGCGUCGUGCUCGAGGGCGAGAUCGAGCUGGUGCUGGACUCCGGGGAGACGAGGCGGAUGAGGAGGGGGGACGUCUCGGUGCAGAGGGGCACGAUGCACGCGUGGAGGAACGUGAGCGAGACGGGCUGGGCGAGGAUGUUGUACGUGCUUCAGGAGAGCCGGCCGCUCGAGGUCGGGGGGCAGGUUUUGAAGGAGGAUUACGGGGUUGGUAUGGGGGAUGUGAAGCCUUCUGGGAACUGA